This is a messenger RNA of Lineus longissimus, 1705 nucleotides long. RefSeq names its product spliceosome-associated protein CWC27 homolog. NCBI's taxonomy places the organism in Eukaryota, Metazoa, Nemertea, Pilidiophora, Heteronemertea, Lineidae. The transcript has 11 exons. The record is from RefSeq and is a predicted model, not a curated record. Gene Ontology annotation, molecular function: peptidyl-prolyl cis-trans isomerase activity. Gene Ontology annotation, cellular component: catalytic step 2 spliceosome. The coding region runs from base 95 to 1552 and encodes 485 amino acids. Gene Ontology annotation, biological process: protein folding; protein peptidyl-prolyl isomerization.
AACAAAAUGGCUGCGCCCAUGGACAAAACAAAACUUCGCAAAAAUCGAGUUUAAAACGCCACAUACACCUAAAUCUGCGAGGCAAUAACAAAAUAUGAGUAAUAUUUACAUUCAAGAACCGCCAACCAGUGGAAAAGUGCUCCUCAGUACAACUGUUGGCGAUAUUGACAUUGAGCUUUGGACCAAGGAGACACCAAAGACAUGUCGAAACUUCAUCCAGCUGUGCAUGGAAAGUUACUACAACAAUUUAACAUUCCAUCGUGUGGUCAAGAAUUUCAUCGUCCAGGGUGGUGACCCUACUGGUACAGGAGAAGGUGGUGCAUCGACAUAUGGCAAGCCAUUCAGGGAUGAAUUCCAUUCACGUUUACGAUUCAAUAGGAGGGGUCUGGUUGCCAUGGCAAAUGCUGGGCCCAAUGAUAAUGGCAGCCAGUUCUUCUUCACGCUCGGAGCAACUCCUGAACUUGACAAGAAACACACACUCUUUGGAAAGGUCAGUGGCCCUACAGUUUAUAACAUGUUAAAAUUAGGAGAUGUAGAUACUGACGCAAAUGAUCGACCAAGAUUUCCAAUGAAAAUACUACGGACAAAGGUUCUGCACAAUCCCUUCUCUGACAUUGUGCCAAGAGAUCUAAAGAAUAUAGAGGAGGCUAAUGAGAAGAGAAAAGUUAGUACAUCCAAGGCAACAAAAAAUUUCAAACUGUUAUCUUUUGGCGAAGAAGCUGAGGAAGAUGAAGAAGAAGUCCUGGAAGUGACCAAGAAAAUGCAUGGCAAAAGUAAAAGUAGUCAUGACCUUACCGAUGAUCCGCGGCUGAGUUCUGUCCCGGCAGUCAAACAGCCAAAGCAACAGAAGCGGAAGGCAAAGGAUGAUGUCAAGCAGAAAAAAGAGGAGUCUUCAUCAAGUAGUGAGGAGAGUGAUGAGGAGGAAAAGGAACGAACAAAAGAGAAUGUGAAGAAGAAAUUCAAGACGGAAGACUCGAAAGAAAACCCUCAACCAGUGCCGCCUCCAGCUAGUAAGCACGAUAUGGAAAAAUCAAGCAUUGAAGAGCUUCGGAAGCAAGCACGACAACUGAAAAGGGAGAUCAUGGGAUCUUCAAAGAAGGAGGAGGAAAAAGUGGAGGAAAAGAAAAACUCUACACCUGUUGAUGAGUCUGUUGCUGAAUAUAUGGAGAUGAGAGAAAAAUAUGCCACCGAGAAAAAACAGCAGCCAAAGAAGGGUUCAGCCCGGGAGGAGCAAACAUUGGCACUGCUGGCAAAGUUCCAGGCCAAACUCCACACAGCUGCUGAGGAGGCAUCUGAAGAGCCUGAUGAGGCUGAUGAAGUGGAAGAUAAGGAGAGGAAGAAGGAGGGAGAGCAAUCGGAUGAAGAUGCUGAUGUUGAUCUGACUGGAACAGCCUGGUUAGCCCACAAGUUGCGUUUCGACGAAGGUCCCAAUAAAGUCCUCGAUGCCAAUAUCCAUGAUGUGGACCGCUACGAGAUAUUUGAUCCAAGGAAUCCUAUCAACAAACGAAAACGUGAAGCGAGUAAACCUUCAUCAAAGGAUAAGAGAAGAUGAAAGCAAACUAUUGACUGAACAGGACAGUGCAUUAGAAGUGUUAAAUGCUCUGAUAAAUGCCAUUUAUAUGUGCACUCAGUGCAUCUUGAUUCAUUAUCAUUCUGUACAUAAUUAUACAUCUGUCAUUGAAAUCAAUAAAAGUUGUAGAACUCU